Messenger RNA from Candidozyma haemuli, 2223 nucleotides. RefSeq names its product cleavage polyadenylation factor subunit. Gene Ontology annotation, biological process: mRNA 3'-end processing. Gene Ontology annotation, cellular component: nucleus. Bases 1 to 2223 code for a protein of 740 amino acids. Lineage: Eukaryota; Fungi; Ascomycota; Pichiomycetes; Serinales; Metschnikowiaceae. The transcript has a single exon. Gene Ontology annotation, molecular function: mRNA binding; protein binding. The record is from RefSeq and is a predicted model, not a curated record.
AUGUCUGAUAAGAAGGAGCGGUUGCUGUUGGAUGUCAUUGGCACGCUUGAAGAUGCUGUUGAACAGAACCUGCUAGAUUUUAAGAAGUGGGGUCAGUUGAUAGAGCAGGUGGUAGCCAAAGACAAGGAAGAACAGGUUAGAGCGACCUUUGACAAAUACUUCACCAUCUUCAGGUUUGACGCUCGUCAGUGGAACAACUAUGUGAACUUUGAGUUGAACCGUGGAGAGUUCAAUAAUGUGGAGCAGAUCUUCGCCAAGUGUCUUCCAAUUACUAAUGAUGUGGAUCUCUGUCGAACAUAUGUCUCGUACGUUCGUCGAGUGAACGAUGUGAUCACUGGUGGUGAAAAGGCAAGAACUACUGUUCUUCUGGCCUUUGAUUUUGCCAUCAACAAGGUGGGAAUAGACGUGGACAGUGCCGAGCUCUGGAAGGACUACCUUGACUUCUUCAAGUCGUGGACGCCGUCGUCGUCAUGGGAACAACAACAGAAAACUGACCUCAUCCGUCGUUUGUACAGAAGAUGUCUUGUAAUUCCUGCUGCCAAAAUUGAGUCUACCUGGGCCGAAUACACAAAAUGGGAAAACGACGUAUCCACGCCGAACAGUGCUAGUAAGUUCAUCGCUGACCUCUCUACUUCGUAUAUGGAAGCCCGUUCAUGGAACACAGAAUACAAAAAUGCCACAAAGGGUCUGUUGAGAAGAAGAACUAUCCCCAUGUCUCUCCAGGAGGAUACCAACAACGUCUUGACCACUCAGAUAGAAGUAUGGUUCAGAUGGAUAGCACUAGAAAAGAAGAAUCAUCUCAACUUGAGAGAUCACGAACUACGUCAGAGAGUCGAAUACGUUUAUAAACAAGCCACAUAUACUCUCCCAUUUGUGCCUGAGGUAUGGUUCCGUUUUAAUAGGUUUUUGCUUUCAGAGAACGAAGAGGCUAACAGACCCAGAUGUAUUGAUGUGUUGACCGAAGGUGCUAAAUUGAAUCCGGGAAGUUUCCUUAUUGCAUUCCAGCUCAGUGAGUUGCUCGAGAAGGACAACUCGUUCGAAAGAGCUUCUGAAACUUUGCGUACCCUCAUCAAUCACCUUUCCAAAGACUAUGAUAAGCUCAAAGAAGAGCUCGACGCCUUGAACGCCAAAGUCAAGGAGAGCGCAACCAACGGUAAUGAGGCACCAAAAGAUUCCAAGGGAGAUGACAGUGACGACGACAUGAUCGACAAUAACAGCUCCGAGAUUAAGCUAUCCGAGAGUGAAGCUCUCGCUAUCCUUGGGCUUGAAGCGAAGCUUGAAGAACUGAGCCGUUCAGUCACUUUAGCGUAUAUAAAUUUGAUGGCCUUGAGUAAAAGAACGCAAGGUAUAAAGGAGGUCCGUGCUGUGUUCAAGCAAAGAAAGAACUACAAAGCAUUAGGCUACGAGCUCUUCGUUGAGAACGCCUUGACUGAGUAUUAUUCCGAUAACAAAAAGAUUGCGGACAAGGUGUUUGAUUUGGCAAUGAAGACUUACAGUCAAGAUGGUGCAUUCCUCUACGCCUACUUGGACUACUUGAUCCUUACCAACUCUGUCGAAAGUAUCAAGGUCUUCUUCGAGAUGGCUGUCACAAACCUUCAACAACAAAUUUCAGAAGAUCAAGAGUCAAUCCAGCUCACGAGAGGUAAUAUUCUAGAUCAAAAGAAGAGAACGGUCAGACUCAAAAAGAGUCAAAGUGCUAUGAAACGAAUCAUCAAGAGAUACAUAAGGUUCGCUUACAGUUACCUAGACCUAGACACUGUGCUUGCCCUUGAGAAGCGUUACUUACAGCUCUUCCCAGACGACGACGAGUUGAGCUUGUUCAUCGACCGCUAUAGAGGUAGCGCCGUUGAUGCCAUUGCCAAGUACGACUUGUGUACGGAAGCUAAGUCUGACUCUGAGGAUGAAGAUGAAGAGGAAGAGCCAGUUCGUAAGAGCAGAAAGAGCAAGAAGCGUCAAAAGUUGUCUUCCCCUAGCGAUAACUACUCCCCUGAGUCCACUUCGGGAAGCACCGCAAACAACUCUAUUGUCGGCAAUGGCCAAAUAAGCGGUUCUCAAGUGACACAACAAGAAAACCAGUAUGGAUUUGUUGGAAACACCAUCUACAGUCUUCUCCAAGUGUUGCCCAAUGCUGGAUACUUCGGGCCUCCUGGAGAACACAUCUUCAACAGCUCAAAGUUGGUGGAGCUCUUUAAUAACUUACCAGACCUUCCUAGCGAUAGCUAA